GCAUCCCGGCGUGCCCGCUCUUGCCGCCGCUGCCGCGGGCGGGACUCGCCGGGCGGGGGCUCGGCGGGGAAGGGGCCGGGGCGCGGCGGGAGCCCCAUUGGCUCUUCCCGGCAGCACAUGUUGCCGGCCCCGCUAUAAAGGAGACCGCAGCCUUGCUGCAGCCCGUCCUUCUGUCUCCGCGCUUUUCCAGGGACGUCGCCAGCUCCAGCGCCGCCGCCAUGGCUAUCGACCCGUUUUUAGGCAAAUGGUGCCUCAUCUCCAGCGAAGGCUUCGAAGAGUACAUGAAGGAGCUGGGUGUGGGUAUGGCCAUGAGAAAAAUGGGAAGCAUGGCCAAACCAGAUGUUUACAUUAUUAAGGACGGGGACACAAUCACCAUGAAAACAGAAAGCACCUUCAAAACUUCACAGGUCAGCUUCAAGCUUGGUGAGAAAUUUGAAGAAAAUACAUUAGAUGGCAGGAAAACUCAGACCCUUGUCAGCUUAAAAGAUGAUGGGUCAUUGAUUCAGGAGCAGGAAUGGGAUGGCAAGAAGACCAUAAUAACAAGGAAGCUAGUGGAUGGACAGUUGGUGGUGGAAUGUGACAUGAAUGGUGUCAAGUGUGUUAGAGUCUACCAGAAAGCAUGAGGACAUCAUCUGGUUCAAUGGGAACUUACUGCAAACAACUCGGUUCAGUGGACAGAGCUCCUUUUCACUCCAUGUUUUCCUUUUCCCUGUUUUCUAGUAUUUCAAUGGACUGAGUAGCUGAGUGCAAUUCUUUUUAAAAGCCGUGAUGUAACUAUUAUGUAACUAUUAUGAACUCAUGAGGCUAUUAAAUAAAAUUGUCAAAUAUAUGAAGUGAAAA
Chiroxiphia lanceolata (lance-tailed manakin) is the source of this 840-nucleotide messenger RNA. RefSeq names its product fatty acid binding protein 5 (gene FABP5). Gene Ontology annotation, cellular component: nucleus; cytosol. The record is from RefSeq and is a predicted model, not a curated record. Lineage: Eukaryota; Metazoa; Chordata; Aves; Passeriformes; Pipridae. Gene Ontology annotation, molecular function: fatty acid binding. Gene Ontology annotation, biological process: fatty acid transport. The transcript is spliced from 4 exons. The coding region runs from base 219 to 623 and encodes 134 amino acids.